Molecule: messenger RNA, 864 nt
Organism: Phytophthora sojae
Lineage: Eukaryota; Oomycota; Peronosporomycetes; Peronosporales; Peronosporaceae
Exons: 1
Coding region: 1-864 (287 amino acids)
Source: RefSeq, a predicted model, not a curated record
AUGCCUCGGGAUCGGUCCGAGUCGAUAAUGACCGAGGACUCCAGCGGUAUAGCAAGCCCAAGGCGCGAGAAGAAGACGACUCCGGUCCUUACGGACAAGCAGGCCAUUCGACGUGAGCAAUGUCGUGCAAACCAAGCGCGCUACCGCAACAAGCAGCUGAACCGCAAGCGCCAGCUCCAGCGCGAGAAUCAGCUCCUUGAGGAGGAAAUCCAAGGGUUAAAGCUGAGAAAGCGGAGCAUCAGAUUUGAGCGGAAGACCAACCAAAGCCCGUGGACGAUCGUGGGCGAGGUAUUUCGCCUUCUCGAAGACGGCUUUCGAUCCCCGUGGCGCUUGGCGAGUACAGAGGAGACGAUGAAACACGCAGAUACCCGCCAGAGCUUGGCGUUCCUGGAGAAGGCUUUUGUGCACGAUGUGGCUAUGGGAGACCUACGAGGAAUCAACGCGCUGAUGGAUCAGUGGAGACGGUACUCGCUGUACUUCGAGGAGCCUCAUCUCGAGUUGAAUCGAGUCGAGGUUUUAGUCAAGGGCGUCGUAUCAGCAACCGCUACGCUCAGCGUGACCAUCACCGACUUCACUCUUCGUUGCGUGCUCCCAGAGCUCGCGACGUGCAAAGGACGCAAAGCGCUUCAGCUGAACAGGACUCUGCUGGGGAAGCGCUUGAGCUGCGACUGCUCUAUGAGGUUCCUCUUCGACGAGGCGAGCUGCCGCGUUGUGCGUAUUGAACCCAAGAUCGACUUGGUGACUCCGUUGCUUCGGAUACUGGGGAACAUCAAGGACGUAUCGGCCGUGUGCAAGUACGCGCUUCUUACCUCAGAGUGCGUUGUCGGCGACUUACCAGAACGACCACGACGAGGCAGCAGUUGA